AUGCCCUCUGUGAUGUCGGCGGCUGCGCCCAUCGCGGUCCUUCUUGGUCCCUCGCGGUCCACGCCUGUGCAUCUCGCGAUCGAUCGCGGUGACUCACGUUUGUCGUCUGUGCCCCUCGCGGUCUUUUACGGUCCCUCCCGGUCCCUCACAGUCAGCGGCUGUGCCAUCCAGGUCCAUCACGUCCCGCACAGUCGGCGGCUGCGCCCCUCAGGGUCCCUUGCCUUCCCCUGCUGCACCUCUCGAGGUCCCUGUCCCUCGCGGUCCUUCGCAGUCCGCGCGAUCUGCCCCUGCACCCUUCGUGAUGCCUCGCGAUCCCUCCUGGUCGGCUGCUGCACCCCUAGAGGUCCCUCCCAAGCAGAGGAAUUAACAAAUGGUUCAUAUAAUCAUGUCUUAAAAGCUGAGCAACUUCAGAAACUUUUUUACCUGUUUGAGUCAACCGAGGAUCCUUUAAGUACUGUCCAAGCCUUGGUCACUGUGGGUAAGAAUGCAGCCUUUUCAGCUAACCAAGCCGCUAUUCGUGAAUUGGGUGUUAUUCAUGUCGGAAACAAAAUCAGCUAUCUAAAUCAAAGUAUUAAAGAAAAAGCUUUAAAUGCACCAAAUAACCUGAGUGUGAAUGUUGAAAAUCCAAUCAAGAUAAAGAUACACAUCCAUCAAACCUGUGACGAUGUCUUCUCUGAUCCUCUGAACUCUGCUGUGCAGCUGACUGGACUGAGGUUGUUAACAAACAGGCCUGUUACCAAUGACCACCGGCACAUGCUGGACAGCUCCAUCAAGGACCUCUUCCACCUGCUACUGACUGGAGAUGGAAGCACCAAGGUUCAGGUUUUGAAGCUGCAUUUGAAUUUGUGUGUAAACCCAGCCAUGACAGAAGGACUACUCAGUACCCAAGUGGAUUCUUCAUUCAUUUCCCUUUAUGAUGGGCAAAUAGCAAAGGAGAUUAUUCUUCGAGUGCUUACACUAUUUCAGAACAUAAAUAACUGCCUCAGGGGAAAUGUCUCGUAGUACUCACGUCAGUUUGCAUGCUUGUGUAUAAAGAUGUCUGUAAAAUACUGGAGAGCAAAGUGUCCAUCCGCAGGCAGCUGGUUAACUCAAUUAGCCACUCUUUUAGAAGGACUGAAGUGAAUCUGACUGUACCGAUAGAGAGAUCUACCCAUGGAAUAGUUGUUUUUAAAAGCACAUUGUAGAACAGUAUGUGCAGCAUUUUUAUGAUGAGAAACACAUUUAUACAUAGACAUUUCUAGAAUGAUACUCAAAACUUGUGGGUGUGGGACUGGGGCAUAGGCACGUGGCUGUUCUUUGUAACCUAUUUCUAUUUGAAUUUGUUUUUACUGAGCAUAGAUUGUAUAACUUUUCUUUUAAUAAAAGGGAAAAAAUUACA
Molecule: messenger RNA, 1378 nt
Organism: Nannospalax galili (Upper Galilee mountains blind mole rat)
Lineage: Eukaryota; Metazoa; Chordata; Mammalia; Rodentia; Spalacidae
Product: armadillo repeat-containing protein 10-like
Biological process (GO): negative regulation of intrinsic apoptotic signaling pathway by p53 class mediator
Cellular component (GO): mitochondrion
Source: RefSeq, a predicted model, not a curated record